CAUGCCAGAAUCACUGUUAUACUGUUCCCUGCACGAUCCAGUCAGCCCCUGCCCAGCUGGUUAUGUAACAAACAAGUCAGUAUCUGUGUGGGGUGUUGGAGGACGAGUAGAAAUGACCGUUUCCAAGUUCAUGGCAAUUCAGCAGGCCCUUCAGCCAGACUGGUUCCAGUGCCUCUCAGAUGGAGAGGCAUUUUGUGAGGAAGCAACUUCCAUGAAAAGGGCCAGGAAGGCUGUAGACCGAUCACUUCUAUUCUUGGACAACUGUCUGCAGCUACAGGAAGAGUCAGAGAUCCUUCAGAAAAGCAUGAUCAUUGGAGUAAUUGAAGGUGGAAAUGUGAUAGAAGAGAGGCUGAGAUCAGCACGAGAGACAGCCAAGCGGCCUGUGGGAGGCUUCCUUCUGGAUGGCUUUCAAGGAAAUCUAACAACUCUGGAAACCAGACUGCACUUGCUAUCAUCAGUCACUGCAGAGCUGCCAGAGGACAAACCAAGGCUCAUUUGUGGUGUUAGCCGGCCAGAUGAGGUGCUGGAGUGUAUUGAGAGAGGAGUGGACUUAUUUGAGAGUUUUUUUCCUUAUCAAGUGACAGAGCGGGGAUGUGCCCUGACUUUCAGCUUUGAUUACCAGCCGAAUCCUGAAGAGAUGUUAUUACAAAAAAAUGGGAUACAAGAAGAAAUUAAAUGCGUGGAUCAAAUAAAGAAAAUUAAAACAACUGGUUGUAACCAAGAAAUGACAUCAUUUGAAAUUAAUCUGAAGGAAAAAAAGUACCAGGAGGACUUUAACCCACUUGUGAGAGGGUGUUCCUGUUACUGCUGUAAGAAUCAUACCCGUGCAUAUAUUCACCAUUUGCUGGUAACCAAUGAGCUCCUGGCUGGGGUCCUGCUUAUGAUGCACAACUUUGAACACUAUUUUGGAUUUUUCUGUUCCAUCCGGGAAGCUCUAAAAAGUGACAGAUUGGCACAGUUGAAAGAGCUCAUCUGCAGACAAGCAUCUUGAAAACAGGCAAUACAAGUCUGACUCUUCACUUGUGUUAUAACAUAGGAAGAAGCAAAGAAGAAAUGGUCUUAGUUGUAAAAAUUUAUAUUUAGGAUUAAGAUCUUCCAGAAUAAAGAACAUUUGCCCAAAAUUGCCUACAUGAGGGUGAAGAGAUAUCUUCUAAAGACUUGAAUGGCCUAGAUUGAUCAGAAAGGAUUGAUCUGUGACCUUAACAUUCCUAGACUAACUCUCCUAAUCAGUAAAGAUUCACUUAGUCAAAGACAAAAGUUUUAGAGGUGAGGAGACACCCUUGAAGGGGGUGAUGAGAUUCUAGGGACCACUGAGCUGGAUUGGGACCCAAGGGCAGAUGACUGGGUCUACUGACUGGAGAGGGAAUCUCGCUGACUUGACAGUUUUAUUUUGAUCUUCAUGCUCUUGGGAGGCUCUUGUGGACACUGUUACCUUCCAUGCUGCCCUGGAGUGCAUCACUCAAAAAGGGCUCUUGUGACAACCACGCUUGCCUCUCACUGGAAUAUGGGGCUCAAACAGUUCUCCUGUGAUCAGAAGGCCAUGUCGCACGCCUUCAUUUGGCUACUUGAUCUAUUUGUGACUUGUCUUCCUAGAGCCAAUGAACUUAACUGUUAGGAACCAGAAGUUUGCCUUACUGCUCUUGUCUGGUCAUUCAGAUUAAUGUGAACUGCCUUCCAGGCUCAUAAAUAGUCUAACCACAUAAUGACUGUAGCCCUCUGACCUGUGGAUUCGUUUGCAGUGUGUUCACACUCCUACCCCUGGCUGACAGUUAGAUGAUUUUUUUUUUUUUUAAUCCUAUUCAAUUGUGAUGCCUCGGCAAAUCAUGUAAUUUCUCCAUGUCUAUUACCUCACGAAUAAAUGGAGAUAGGCAUUGUGGAUCAGACUAAAGGGACUUCUAAGAUUCUGCCAGCUUUAAAAUUUGAGAAACAAAAAGGUUUAGAUUAGAGUCCUAGCCUUACUUAUCAUCAUUGUUGAUUAAUUGCUGUUGGCCUGGUUUUUAACAACAACAGGAAAAAGUGCAGGAGUACUGGGUAACAGUAGAGAUAUCUGAGACCUUAAAAAGAAAUUUAGCCUGUGGAUUUUGAGUGGUUGAAUUGGUAUCAGAAGACCCUGAAGCUGGAGGUCCUUCCUAGGUCCUCCCUGAUUUCUGUGGUCUUUGUUCUAACAUUUUUGUUGAUGGUAUGACAUGGAAUUUUAAUUUUGUGUUUUUCUGUACUUGUCAGUUUUUUAUAAAGAAUAUACA
Messenger RNA from Castor canadensis (American beaver), 2243 nucleotides. NCBI's taxonomy places the organism in Eukaryota, Metazoa, Chordata, Mammalia, Rodentia, Castoridae. The record is from RefSeq and is a predicted model, not a curated record.